Oryctolagus cuniculus (rabbit) is the source of this 4674-nucleotide messenger RNA. RefSeq names its product apoptotic chromatin condensation inducer 1 (gene ACIN1). Gene Ontology annotation, cellular component: ASAP complex; precatalytic spliceosome. Lineage: Eukaryota; Metazoa; Chordata; Mammalia; Lagomorpha; Leporidae. Gene Ontology annotation, biological process: RNA splicing. The record is from RefSeq and is a predicted model, not a curated record. Gene Ontology annotation, molecular function: RNA binding.
AAAGCAAGCCGAGGGAGGGGUAGCGGCAGGACUAACGGAAAGAACCAAUUGGCGGCGAUGUGAAGGCGGAAACACCCGAGCAGUUCCGGAAAGACUCGGGGAGUUCUGAGUGGUAAUCGAGGCGUAGACUAUGGUAAUGGGCGGGGCCAGGUCGGUACGUUCGAAGGGCGUUGGCGGAAAUUACCGAAGAUGCCCGAAGCCGUCGGGACGGACCCGAGUACCUCACGCAAGAUGGCGGAGCUGGAGGAGGUGACUCUGGACGGGAAGCCUCUUCAGGCGCUGCGGGUGACCGACCUGAAGGCCGCACUGGAGCAGCGAGGCCUAGCCAAGAGCGGGCAGAAGAGUGCCCUGGUCAAGCGGCUCAAAGGGGCUCUAAUGCUAGAAAAUUUACAGAAACACUCAACACCCCAUGCUGCAUUCCAGCCAAAUUCCCAGAUUGGCGAGGAAAUGAGCCAGAACAGUUUCAUAAAGCAGUAUCUGGAAAAGCAGCAGGAGCUACUUAGGCAGCGUCUGGAACGUGAAGCUCGAGAAGCUGCAGAACUUGAAGAAGCUUCAGCUGAGUCGGAGGACGAGAUGAUCCAUCCUGAGGGAGUGGCUUCCCUGCUGCCUCCUGACUUUCAGAGCAGCUUGGAGAGACCAGAGCUGGAACUCAGCAGACAUUCGCCCAGAAAAGGCUCCUCUGUUUCUGAAGAGAAAGGUGAAUCUGAUGAUGAGAAACCAAGGAAAGGAGAAAGACGGUCAUCCAGGGUGAGACAGGCAAGAGCUGCAAAAGUCUCUGAGUGCACUGCUGAGGAGGAAGAUCAAGAAACACCUUCUAGAAAUCUGAGGGUUAGAGCAGAUCGAAAUUUGAAAACAGAGGAGGAAGAGGAAGAAGAGGAAGAUGAGGAGGAAGAUGAAGAAGAGGAAGAUGAUGAUAAUGAGGGACAAAAACCUAGGGAAGUACCAAUCUUAAAACAGUUUGAGGAAGAAGAGGGGGAAGAGAUGGCCAGAGCAACACCAGAAGAGGUAAUGGAUGAAAGACACAAAACUGUAAGGUCCCAGGAACAGGAGGGUUUAGAGAGAGGAGGAAGAGUUACAAGAUCCCAGGAAGAAGCCAGAAAAAGUCAUCUAGCCAGACAGCAGCAGGAAAGAGAGAUGAAGACAGCGUCUCCCCUUGAGGAAGAAGAAAGAGAAAUAAAAUCUUCACAAAACUUGGAGGAAAAAUCCAAAUCGCCUUCCCCUCCUCGACUGACUGAAGAUCUCGAGAAAGCCCCUCUUGUGCUGCAGCCAGAGCUAACAGUCAGUGAGGAGGAAACUCCCCCACCUUUACUUACCAAGGAAGCAUCUUCUCCACCACCUCGUGCACAACUCCAGAGUGAAGAAAUCGAGCCCAUGGAAGGCCCAGCACCCCCUGUCCUCAUUCAGUUAUCUCCUCCUAAUACAGAUGCUGAGAACAGGGAGCUGUUAGUAGCUCAGCAUCCUGUCCAGUUGGUGGGAAGCCUGUCUCCUUUGUCAAGUCCUGCAGACACCAAAGCAGAAUCUCCCACAGAGAAAGUGCCAGAGGAGAGUGCCCUGCCUCUAGGUCAGAGGAGCACACUGGCUCAGUACCCAACCCAGAAGGCUCUUGAAACUGACUCAGAAAAAUCUGCUCAGCCACUCCCUCUAAAAAUCCAGGAAUUAACACCGGCCAAGGGAAUCACAGAGCAGUCUGUGAGGCAGCUGUCCUUGGAACAGAAGGAAGGCAGAAGGGCUUCUCACCCUCUUCUGCUGGGGCACAGAUUGAAACAGUCAGCUGAUUCAUCCUCUAGCCGCUCGUCCUCAUCUUCAUCCUCCAGUUCUAGGUCCAGAUCUCGCUCUCCUGACAGUUCAGGCUCUCCAUCUCACUCACCUCCGAGGUCCAAGCAGAGAGAUGUAUCCCAGGCACAUGUUCACACCAACCCUCGUGGUAGACCCAAGAUGGACUCCAGAUCAACAUCAGAGUCCCGGUCCCGGUCCCGGUCCCGGUCCCGUUCAGCAUCAAGCAACAGCAGAAAAUCACUGAGCCCUGGAGUCUCCAGGGACAGCAGCACCAGCUUCAUGGAAACCAAAGAUCCCUCUUCUGGUCAGGAGAUUGCAACUCCACCAGUGCCACAACUACAGGUCCUUGAGCCAAAGGAGAGGACUUCCGCCUCCUCAUCCUCUAUCCAUGUGAGGCAUCUGAGCCAGCCUGAGCCAGCGGAAAAGCAUGUGACCCAGAGGUUACAGCCUGAGCGGGGGAGCCCAAAGAAGUGUGAAGCUGAAGAGGCAGAGCCACCAGCUGCCACACAGCCCCAGACCUCAGAGACUCAGACCUCUCAUCUACCAGAAUCAGGAAGGAUUCAGCACACUGUUGAGGAGAAGGAGGAAGUGACCAUGGACACAAGUGAGAGCAGACCUGAAAAUGACGUCCCGGAGCUUCCUAUGCCUAUUGCAGACCAAGUCAGUAAUGAUGACCGCCCAGAGGGCAGUGCUGAAGAUGAGGAGAAGAAAGAGAGCUCGCUGCCCAAAUCAUUCAAGAGGAAGAUCUCCGUUGUCUCAGCGACCAAGGGGGUGCCAGCUGGAAACAGUGACACAGAGGGGGGCCAGCCUGGUCGGAAGCGACGUUGGGGAGCCAGCACAGCCACCACACAGAAGAAACCCUCCAUCAGUAUCACCACCGAAUCGCUGAAGAGCCUCAUCCCCGACAUCAAACCCCUGGCGGGGCAGGAGGCUGUUGUGGAUCUUCACGCGGAUGACUCCCGCAUCUCCGAGGAUGAGACGGAGCGGAAUGGCGACGACGGGACCCACGACAAGGGACUGAAGAUAUGCCGGACUGUCACUCAGGUAGUACCCGCCGAGGGCCAGGAGAACGGGCAGCGGGAAGAAGAGGAAGAGGAGAAGGAGCCUGAAGCAGAGCCCCCUGUGCCUCCGCAGGUGUCAGUAGAGGUGGCCUUGCCCCCGCCUGUGGAGCAUGAAGUCAAGAAAGUGACUCUAGGAGACACCUUAACUCGACGCUCCAUUAGCCAGCAGAAGUCCGGAGUUUCCAUCACUAUCGAUGACCCAGUCCGAACCGCGCAGGUGCCCUCCCCGCCCCGGGGCAAGAUUAGUAACAUUGUGCAUAUCUCCAAUUUGGUUCGACCCUUCACUCUAGGCCAGCUGAAGGAAUUACUGGGCCGCACAGGAACCUUGGUGGAGGAGGCCUUCUGGAUUGACAAGAUCAAAUCUCACUGCUUUGUCACGUACUCAACAGUAGAGGAAGCAGUUGCCACCCGCACAGCUCUGCAUGGGGUCAAAUGGCCCCAGUCCAAUCCGAAAUUCCUUUGUGCUGACUAUGCUGAGCAAGAAGAGCUGGAUUAUCACCGGGGUCUCUUGGUGGACCGUCCCUCUGAGACCAAGGCAGAGGAGCAGGGAGUACCACGGCCCCUACACCCCCCUCCCCCACCCCCAGUCCAGCCACCACAGCACCCCCGGGCAGAACAGCGGGAACAGGAGCGGGCAGUGCGGGAGCAGUGGGCAGAGCGGGAACGAGAAAUGGAGCGACGGGAACGAACUCGAUCGGAGCGUGAAUGGGAUCGAGACAAAGUUCGGGAGGGGCCACGUUCCCGAUCGCGGUCCCGUGACCGCCGCCGCAAGGAACGUGCAAAAUCUAAAGAGAAGAAGAGUGAGAAAAAAGAGAAGGCCCAGGAGGAGCCGCCUGCCAAGCUACUGGACGACCUUUUCCGUAAGACCAAGGCGGCCCCCUGCAUCUAUUGGCUCCCGCUGACUGACAGUCAGAUCGUUCAGAAGGAGGCAGAGCGGGCUGAACGGGCCAAGGAGCGGGAGAAACGGCGAAAGGAGCAGGAAGAAGAGGAGCAGAAGGAGCGGGAGAAGGAAGCCGAGCGGGAGCGGACCCGGCAGCUGGAGCGGGAGAAGAGGCGGGAGCACAGCAGGGAGAGGGAGCGGGAGCGCGAGCGGGAGCGGGAGCGCGACAGGGGGGACCGAGACCGAGACAGGGAGCGGGACCGAGACAGAGGCCGGGAGCGGGACCGCAGAGACACCAAGCGCCACAGCAGAAGCCGGAGUCGGAGCACCCCUGUGCGGGACCGGGGUGGGCGCCGCUAGCCGGGAGAACACUAGGAGAGCUGCAGGUACCAGCCACUCUGCCCCGGGGAGGGGGGUUAAAGGCCACAGAGGGAUAGGUACAGUCUUCACCGCUCUGGAACCAGGGCUCUUUCACACCGUCUGCCCAGCGCUGACGUCUGGCUGCCACCUGUCCCCACAGAGCAGAUGGAGCAGUGGCCAUCCUCCCCACUGCCUUUUAAACCUAACUCUUGGGACUUAGCCCUUUCCUCCCUCUCAUUUCCAUUCAGUCUGUGAGAGGGAAGAGCUAGGUUAGGGAGGGAGGUGGGGAACAGCCAGGUGCCCUGAGACCUCUCAUUUUUCCACCAUCCUUCUCACCGCCUCCCCUGGGUACUCACAGUCGCCUCUCGGGAACAGCCGGGGCCAGGACUGGGUCACCUAUGAGCUGAAUCAGCGUCUCCUCCUGAGUCCCGGGGCCCCUGCAGUUCCCAGUCUCUUCUGUCCUGCAGCCUUUGCCUCUUGCUGACCGGUUCCACUUUAUAUCCACCUUUUCCUUUUGUUCAAUUUUUAUUUUUAUUUUUUUUAUUAUUAAAUGAUGUGGUCUAUGGAAAAAAAAAUAAAAUCUGACUUAGUUUUAAA